This is a messenger RNA of Botrytis byssoidea, 2088 nucleotides long. RefSeq lists its product as uncharacterized. Gene Ontology annotation, molecular function: phosphatidylinositol binding. The record is from RefSeq and is a predicted model, not a curated record. NCBI's taxonomy places the organism in Eukaryota, Fungi, Ascomycota, Leotiomycetes, Helotiales, Sclerotiniaceae. The transcript is spliced from 3 exons. Bases 1 to 2088 code for a protein of 695 amino acids.
AUGCAAAGAGCAGUUUCAUGGCUCCCAUCAUGGGAUAGGACGAAAACCACCAGUAAGAAAAGUUUUGAUAAGACUUGGGCGUGGGCAGAUAAACUGGGUGCUCCGGUCAAUAGAUUAACAAACAAAAUUGGUUCCGAAGCAUUUUGGCCCACUUCUUUAGACAAGGAAUGCGACAAAGCUGCUCGGAUUUUGAAAACUUUCUGUAGGGAUGGAUUUUAUACCGAUGAAGAUCGAUCAUCUACCCAAGCUGGUCCGAAUGCGAACUCCAAACAAAGAAUUUUGAAGAAGAUUCCACAAAAGGUUAUUGAAAAUGCUGUCGGUUUGGCCAUAUUCACAACUAUGCGAACAGGCUUAUGGAUUUCGGGGGCCGGAGGAUCUGGAAUAUUAAUUGCGAGGAAAGAAGAUGGCACAUGGUCGCCCCCUUCUGGAAUUCUUUUACAUACUGCAGGGCUGGGCUUUCUGGUCGGUGUCGAUAUUUAUGAUUGUGUUGUUGUUAUCAAUAAUCGCAAAACUCUCGAAUCCUUCACGAAAAUAAGAGCAACCUUAGGAGGAGAGAUUAGUGCUGUGGCAGGUCCCAUUGGAGUUGGGGGAGUUUUAGAAAACGAUGGAAACUGGAAACAAGCUAAUAAGCCAAUAUUCACUUACUUAAAGUCCCGUGGCUUCUACGCAGGUGUGCAGGUAGACGGGACGGUUAUCAUCGAAAGAACAGAUGAGAACGAGCGAUUUUACGGACAACGAAUUGGAGUCGCAGAUAUCUUGGCUGGAAAGGUUCGAAAUGCACCUUUUGAAACGAAAUUACUUAUGGAAACAAUCAAGGCCGCAGAAGGCAAGCUAGAUGUGGAUACAAACUUGUUAGAUCAACUGAAAGAUGAACCAUCACCUGGUGAUGUGGAUUUACAAGCACCUACCUCGAUGAUACCAACCUUUGGCAUCCCUGAACCAGAUGAUCCAGACCCUUUCGGGGUAUUGGCGUUAGAGGAUGCAGGAUUCGAGAUUCGCGAAGCGGGAACGAAGGCUCGACCAGUCAGUUCACAAUUUGAAUACAACCCAUCUCCAUCAAGUCCGAUCUUCACCAGAUUCAACAGACGAAGUUUUGACACUCAGGGUGCAAGGAGCAAUAGGGAAAGUUACAUGUCAGGGAAAACAAGGACAAGCACGGAUCGAGGAACGCAGACUACUGAAAUGGGCACGCAAACAGACGAUUCACUUUCAAUCCGAUCACCUCGCACAUUAUCACCAAGCACUAGUCCGAGUUACAGUGAAGACAACAAGAUUAUAGAAGAAGAUGAAAAGGCAAUUGUAUUGGAACCGGAAGAAGUCGACUACACGAAAAUUGAUCUCGGACCAUAUCAGAGCUUGAACCAUAGUCAAGAAUUCGACGGUACGACAAUGAACGGUAGCCCUCUAAUUACCGAGGAAACCGAUGAGAGACGAAAGGAUUCAAAGGACUCAUUCAACUCAAUGGAUGAUAUUUCAGACGACGAUGAAGAUUUUGAGGAAGAGGAACCGGUCGUUUUCGAAGCUGCUUCAGCACAAGCUACAGUGAUUAUUCCCCAAGCAAUCAAGGCAAGAGGUGGUGUUGUGAACAUUCCAAAGAGAGGUCCGCCACCACCAUUACCCCCCAGGAAUUCAUUGAGGAACAGCAAAUUUUCUAUGGUUACCCUAAACAGUGAUAGAAGUUCAUCGAAAGAAGGUUUCGAAGAGGUCGAUGUACAUGGUGUUGAGAGCAACAAUAUCAAGAGAAGUAGCUUAGAACAAGCCAGCAUGACACCACUCCCUUUUAGCCCAAAUAGAAAGAGCUUCGAGCAAUCUCAAGCUAGCAUGGUACCACUUCCUUUCAGCCCCAAAAGAUUGAGUUUCGAACAAGCUCCUGUCCUCAUGGAGGAUGUUGAAUCAGAGGAAUCAGACUCUCAUGAACAGGUCGAGGAAGAGCACGCAGCAAUUAAAUCAGCAAACGAAAGCUCAAACUUCAACGAGAAGAUCGAAAUCCUCGAUAACGCACGCUCAGCUGAGAGACCUACUCUUACCAAAGAGAAUACCGAGUCUUUUCACUCAAUUGCUGUGAACAUUCCAGGUGGGUGGAGUUAG